AAAGACCUCCAACCAAAUUUUUGAUUAAUUAUUAUUCUCAGCGCAGCUGCCUGUGCCUGCCAUGAAAUUCGGCAAGAGCCUAAGCAACCAGAUCGAAGAAACCUUACCUGAAUGGCGUGACAAAUUCCUCUCCUACAAAGAACUCAAAAAGAAGCUCAAGCUUAUGGAGCCACGUUCCGUCGACAACCGUCGUCCUAGCAAACGCUCGAGAUCCGAUUCCAAUUCCAAUUCCGUCGACUCAGAUCCAACCGCUGGUAUGACCAAGGAAGAGCUCGAUUUCAUUAGUCUCCUCGAAGAUGAGCUUGAGAAAUUCAAUUCCUUCUUCGUUGAGCAAGAGGAAGAGUAUAUCAUUCGAUUGAAGGAAUUGAAGGACCAAGUGGCAAAGGCGAAGAAUUCAAACGAAGAGAUGAUAAAUAUUAAGAAAGAGAUUGUAGAUUUUCAUGGAGAAAUGGUGUUGUUGAUGAAUUAUAGUGCUCUUAACUAUACAGGAUUAGCAAAGAUUCUCAAAAAGUAUGACAAACGAACCGGUGCUUUAAUCCGUUUACCAUUUAUCCAAAAGGUCCUUCAAGAACCAUUCUUCACGACCGACCUGCUUAAUACGUUUGUGAAAGAGUGCGAGGCUAUGCUUGACCAUCUCUUCCCGUCUAACAAAAUUCGGAAUCUGGAGGAAGGUGAGCCAACAACUUCUGGAACGGUCCAGACAGCAACGGACGAUUCUGAUCUUCUUAGAGUACCAAAAGAACUGUCUGAGAUCGAGUACAUGGAGAGCUUGUACAUGAAGAGCACAGUGUCAGCUUUAAAGGUAUUAAAGGAAAUCCGCAGCGGUAGCUCCACGGUUAGCGCCUUCUCGUUGCCACCAUUACAGGCGAGUGGAUUAGAAGAUGAUUCCUGGAAGAAGAAAGUUGGCGUCCUCGAACAAGUAGCGAAAUGAAUUAUGACUCUUAUUUUAUUUUUGAAUCUUUUUUUUUUCUUUCUUCUUUCAAUAGUUAUGUACAAGUAAUUGUAUACGCUUACUUACAGUUGUAAAAGAUGAAUCAAGACAUAGAACUGUGAUCAUCUUUCCACGUUUUAAAUUUCGUUGCGUGUACUUUUUCUUUUGUUUCAUAUCCUGAAUGAAAAAUCUUCUCUGUAACACCAUUUUCAGGCGGAAAGAGAUCACUGAAGUACCACUGCCA
Camelina sativa (false flax) is the source of this 1175-nucleotide messenger RNA. NCBI's taxonomy places the organism in Eukaryota, Viridiplantae, Streptophyta, Magnoliopsida, Brassicales, Brassicaceae. The record is from RefSeq and is a predicted model, not a curated record.